Messenger RNA from Oreochromis aureus, 6690 nucleotides. It is a transcript of the gene ttc7a, whose product is annotated as tetratricopeptide repeat domain 7A. Gene Ontology annotation, cellular component: plasma membrane. Gene Ontology annotation, molecular function: protein binding. The coding region runs from base 509 to 3064 and encodes 851 amino acids. Gene Ontology annotation, biological process: protein localization to plasma membrane; phosphatidylinositol phosphate biosynthetic process. The transcript is spliced from 20 exons. Lineage: Eukaryota; Metazoa; Chordata; Actinopteri; Cichliformes; Cichlidae. The record is from RefSeq and is a predicted model, not a curated record.
GCUGGGUUGCCCACUUUGCUGCAGCAUUCUCUGCAUUGCUGUUUCUUAAGCUCUACCUGAUCCAGUUAAAGUGUUGACGGCAAGAGAUUAGGGACAUGGGUUUAAAGAGGACUUCCUUCCCUUCAAACAGCUACAGAUCAAGCCCUCUCCAAAUGCCACAAUCAUUUGAAGUUGAGAAGAAAAAAAAAAGCUUCAGACAGAAAAGCAGGAAUGUGAAUGUUAUAAUAAACACGAGCAAUAAUUCCCGCACUAACAGAGUGUGCAGGUUCUUGGGGCUUCCUACAGAUAUGUAAUGUAAAAGCAAUUAAACCCAUGUUAACGCCUGCAUGUAUUUCUCUGGACUUUGCUGCUGUUGACUUUCUGUGCCCGUAAUAACCCACACCCCACCCUCCACCCUCCACCAGCCUCCCUCCGCACUCAGUGAUUACACAUUUAUUUCUCCUGGUCCUAGUCUGCAGUUACUCCCAUCGUGACCGGGGAGUACAGUCACCACCGGGACAGAGCGGCGAUGGCAUCCCGGAUCUCCUUCAGUCAGGCCCGGCUGGAAGCGGAGCUGGAGCGCUACCGGGCCGAGUGCCAGUGGGACAAGAUGCCGGCGAUAGUUGAGCAGAUGCAGGCUGCGCGGAUCCACGAAGACGAUGAUUACGGGAUGCUGCUGAUGGCCGAGGCGCUGCUGGAGGAGUGCCUGCUGGAAAACAUGGAUCUGCUACGCAGGUCCAAACCUUUGGUGGACAAAACCCAGCCCAAACUGUGCAAGGCCAAAGGACACCUCAACACCAUCCUUAGCCGAGGCCGUCUAACACCCAGGUACUUGAACGAGGCUCUGCUGCUGAUGGCCAAAGUGCACUAUGUGCAGGGACGCUACCGGGACGCCCAGGGAAUGUGUGCCAGGGUGGGGCUGGAGGAGCUGACGCAGGAUGACCAGCCGACCUACCACCUCCGCCUGCUGGCUGAGGCGUUCGUGAUUAAAGGUCUGUCUCUGGAUCACCAGACGCUGUCUGCUGUGUCCCGUGUUCGUCUUUCUGAGAGAGAGGAGGAGUCCCUGUCCUGUUACCUCAGGGCCUGUGACGCAGCUCUGUCCUACCUGCAGGAGCUCGAUAAGGUUGUAACAACGCCCCACAUCAAGUCAGCCAAAACCAUUUUACUUCAUUCACCCAGUGAUAUUGAACUGGGCUACUUCCUGCAGGCUGCAUUACAGAGUGCUUACCUUUGUCUGCUGCAUAGGGGUCAUCUUGCACAGGGUGCUCACCAGCUGCGUAGAGUGCUGAGGGUGGUGGAGUCACGAGGGUCCCAGAAUUUCAGAAAGUCUGCAGCGAGAAAACUAGCAGAAGUGUUGCUGAGCUCUGUGAGCGAGGACAGCUACUGGCCCCCGCUGGGCCCCCCACCCUCAGCCUGGCUUCACAGAGAAGGAGCCGCCGCCUCCAAAGACGCCAUCUACCCCACUGUUAAACCACCACAACGCUACAGCACAGAAUGUUGCUUCUGUCCUCAGGACGUGGUGGAGGAGGCCAUUUUGCUGCUACUCAUCACAGAAUCCAUGGCCAGCGGUGACGCGGUGAUCAGUCGUCUGCCGGAUCAGGCUGAGGCUCGCCAGACCAGCCUGCAGGACGCCACCUCAGUCUAUGACCUGCUCACCAUCGGCAUGGUCAGGAGGGGGCAGUACGCCAUGCUCUCUGAGUGUCUGGAACGAGCCAUGAAGUUUUCAUUCAACGAGUUUCACCUGUGGCACCAGCUGGGCCUGUCACUCAUGGCCGCCCGGAAAGGGGUUGGUGCUGUAUCUGUAUUUAAAGAGUGUGCCAGGAUGAGACCAGAAGACCCUUCGUUGCCCCUGUUGGCUGCUAAAGUCUGCAUUGAUCAGCUGCAUUGGAUCAAGGAGGCAGAGGCUCUGUCCCAGAGUGUGGUGUCUAUGGGGGAGGAAGCAGGAGAAUUUCUGCCUAAAGCCUACCUGGCUCUGGGACUCUGCUGCAGUCUGCAGGCCUCUGAUGCUUCUCUGACCACAGACCGAAACGACUUCAACAAAAAGGCACUAAAUGCUUUGAAAAAAGCUCAUUCACUGGACCCUCAGGAUGCGCAGAUUGCCAUGUACCUGGCUCUGCAACUGGCCAUCGUACGCCAGGUAUCAGCAGCUAUGGAGCCCCUUCAGGCAGCUUUAUCUCUCUGUGGGGAUGACUUACACUCCCUCCACCUGCUCACCCUGCUGCUCAGUGCCCAGAAACACCACCGUCAUGCUCUGGACACCCUUAAUCUGGCCCUCGGCCAGCACCCUGACAACUUCAAUUUGCUGUUCACAAAGGUAAAGCUUGAAGAGGUGUUGCUCGGCCCGGCUACAGCCCUGCGUACCUGUGAGGAGAUGUUGCAACACUGGCAGAACCGCUAUGAUGUCAGCCGCUCCAGCGAGACAGAUGACAGCAGCAGUAUACCGAUGCCUGAGAGGACAGAGGUCAGCCCCAGCGGCAGGAAACCCUCCAUCCACCUCACCCUGCCUGACUUCCAGGACACCUCCACUGGUUCGCUGAGUCCUUCAUCAGUUGCACUAUCCCGUCUUGAAGCGGCUCUGUCCGAGGUGUCAGACCUCAGCUCUACCCGUCGCCACGGGCCCACCUACAUUUGGACCAUCCUGGAACGCAUUUGGCUGCAGGCUGGAGAGCUGUUCAUGGCAGACAGUCGGCUAAAGGAGGCUCAGUUCUGUAUAGCCGAGGCCAGCUCGCUCUUCCCCAACUCUCACUCUGUGCUGCUGCAGCGGGGCCGCCUGGCCGAGCUCCGGGGCCACCUGGACGAAGCCAAAGGCCUGUAUGACGAGGCCCUGGCCAUGCAUCCUACAGGAGAACGGAUACUGGUGCACACGGGCCGUCUGCUGGUGAAAACUGGGCGUGUCCACCUAGGCGAGAAGGUUCUGCGUGAUGCGGUUCAGAUCCACAGCACCUCCCACGAAGCGUGGAGUGGACUGGGUGAGGCUCUUCAGUCUCGGGAUUCCAACCAGGCCCCCGACUGCUUCUUGACAGCCCUGGAGUUGGAGGCCUCCAGUCCCGUCCGGCCCUUCACUGUCAUCCCCAGAGAGCUCUGAAACGAUGGCCUUGCAGUGGCCUGGAGGUUUGGGUUGGGGUGAAGAUGUUGGCUUUUUGUCAAAAUGCUAAAAUCUAAUGAUAAGCUGAAGAAAGACAAUGGAAAAAUGAGCUUUAAAUCAAUAGUUAGUUUUGGGAAAUGGGUCUGUUUUCUUACCACUGGGGAGACGAACAGACUGAUAUCACUCAUGUAUUUAUGAAAUUUGAAGACAAAUCAAGAUUAAAUAGUAUCUAGGUCCCCAACUAGUUGGUAAGUGGUUGCUGGAAGUUGCUGGUGGUCAUGAGCAUAAAAUUGGUGGCAAAGAGGUAAAUUAUGCAUGGAAAACCUCGAUUUGACUGAUUUGGUUGCUAUCAGGUUGCCACAGUCAAGUUUGUAGUUUGCAAACUUGUCUGCAAACACUUGCGGAGUGGAAGUGAAACUGAGAAGUGCAACACAAACAGGAGAUCGAGACUGCCUGAAUUCAAAGUAAAAGUUGUGUCUUUCAUGCAAAUUACAAACAACCUGGACAAUAUAAUGAUGGCAAUCAGGUUUUUGGUGCAGCAGCCUCCAGCAGCCACUUGCCAUCUGGGGCUUUGCAGGACUAUAUUAAUUAUGAACUGUGGGAAAAUUAAGACUUUUUUUCAACCAAAUGAAAAAAAAAAGUUGACCAAGUAAGUGCACUUGGUCUGGAGACUUUGUCUAAAACAAAUUCCCAGACCUCCAGCAUAACCAGUCUCAGGGAGGGUGCUAGUCUACUGCACUGAAAAAUGGUUGAAGGUCACCAGAUCCAGCAACAACUACAUGUCAUAUCCCAAAGUUUUAAACUGCGGGCUGGUUCCACAGGAGAGGAGAGGCCUGUCUAAUUUCUUGUUUGUUAAUUUUUGUGUAGUGGUCUAAUUUUAAUUGUACUAACGUGUGUUCAAAAUUGAAACUGGUCUAACCCUACAGACCAGUCUAAAAUACUUCUGUGGAACCAGCUGUUGGCAUGAAGGCCUGUUGGUGUGCCCAUCCCUGUGAGCUGCAGUGUGCUGCAGGUCACUAAAUUGAAAUCCACGUAUUUGUUGCUUAAAGAUAGAAGUUCUCAUUUUCUGAAAAAUAUUUAUUUUUAUUUAUUUUGCUGUUUUGGACUGAACUAGGCGAGCUGUCUCCCCAAGUUUAAUAUUUUUCUUCAGCUAAUGUGACUUCAGGUUUAAGGGACAGAGGUUUGAGUGGUAUUUAUUUACUCAUCUAACUACAUUUUCCAAAAUUUUAUCCAUUCCUUCAUCAAAUAUAUUUUAAAGAACAAAACGUUUAACAAAUCACUUUUACCUCAACUUGAAAAAGUAAUUAAUGUCAGCAACUUUCUUUGUCUCUUUGAUAAUUAUCAGUUUAAUUGCUCUAUCGUACCUAUGUGAACAUUGCUAGCUUCUAACACCACCAAUUGUAUUAAUGCAGUUUGUGCGGAUAAAGAAAGAGAGGGCUUUAGGUCUUUGCAGAUAAACAAAGGCUGUAUAGAAAGUUAAUAUUUUAGCAUAAGUAGCGUUCUGUUGUAAAUCUCCUAUGGAGUCUAUGGAGGGAUAUUUUUAAUGAUCAUAAUCACCGGGUUCAUAAAUUCAGAGAUGUGCUGGUUACAUCUUGACAUAAAAAGCAUGUUGUUGUGUUCUGAUACAUGUGGCAGUGCAGAUAGGUGGAUAAUGUACAUGCUGUUUAUCACAGCAGCAGCUCAGCUUCAUUAUUAUUUGGACCUUUGAUGUAUUUUUGAUGAUGGCCUUGACUGGUGUAGCUUUUUAUGCACACAUGCAAGCACAAACACUCCCGCCUGCUCAUCUUCAAGAGAACCAGCAUGAACACGUCAUUCCAUAUGGCAUCAUUAUAUGUGUGUACAUGAAGUAUUUUAAUACAUGUGUAUCUGCUCCCUCUGAAUGAUCCCUCUGGGAUGUUAGCAGUCCAUCUUCUGUUUGUAUGGUACAGUAGGCCCUCAUCCAUGCACAUAUGCAUGUGUGUGUGUGUGUGUGUUUUUUGGGGGGUGGGGGACUUGACUCAUCUGUUCAUAAUGCCGUCCAUUAUAAACAACAAUGGCUUUUAAAAAUCACUGCUGGAUUUUGUAUCUUCACCUGGCUUGUCACUUGUGACUAAUGGGCAUCACUUCCGAGUGCCUAACCACAUAAAUGUGAGCAGUGGGACUGGGCUGCUGGCUUAUGUAAUACUGCCAGCACAGUUUUCUGCCUCCAAACUCCCUCCUCCUUUCCCUCCCUCUUUCUAUUGCUCUCUCUCGCUCUCUCUCGCUCCCUCUAACCCUCUAUGUCUCUUGCCCUCUCCCAGCUUGGCUGAUGUGAUGUGAUGUGGCUUCGUUGCCUAGCAGCCAUCCCCUUGUUUGAGUAACUGGGGAAGUGGAGAGAGAUCUGGUCCUCUGAACAGCAUACAUAUACAGUGGGAAGACACAAACAGUCACUACACACACAUACACACACAUACACGACUUGUGGUUUUACAAGUUUGACAGUGUCUGUUUGAUGUCUGCUGCUACCAUGUGAGAAAUGAACCAGCUAUAAUCAAUGUCUCGGGCUGGUGUAAAUUGAUUUGUGUUAUGGGAAGAGUCCCUGGCUUUGCUUUUAGAGAAAAAAAAGCCGUCUGUUCUUCUCCCUCCCUGCAGCGUUGCAAGCACCAAUCUCUACCUUCCCUGUAUUCUUUUUUUAAAAAGAACCGCCCACGCUCCGAUCGCUCUCGGCAUGAAAAUCCCUCAUUCAUCAAUACUUCGAUUUUUGGACAUGGAGAUUAUCUAUCACUGUCGCCUCUUUUCUGCCAUCAGAAUAGUCUAUUUUUACUUUUUCUCCCUCCUCACUCACUGACUCUCCCUUGUUCCGUCCUCUCCUCAUUAGCACCGUGUGAGACACCUACACAGGGGCUUCGGGAGAUGAAUGGUCUAAUCCUCAAGGGGAAGGAGUGAAGUAUUACAUGGUGCACAAAGAUACACACAUACUCUGACAAUGAGAGACAUGCGAUGAAGUCAUUUUGAGGUACAGCACAAGUAUAUAUGCUUAAACAUGUAGUAUACACACACAUGUACACGCAUUCAUAUUUAGACUGUCACUGUGAUGCCACCCGUGCACAUCACUCUGGUGUCACUGUCAUACCUGAGCAACAAACCCUCCACACCUCAUGAUAAACAAACGUACAAUGAACUGCGGUGACCGCUUUGGGGGAGGUUUCUAUGCAAGCGUGGUAUUCAGGUCAUCAAUGUGGAUGCCAACCCGGCAGGGGCACAUGGAGGGCACGGGCUGGGUGGUGCUGCUGCUGCUGCGGGGCGCCAACAAGGAAACCGUAAACCAUCACUGUGAUGACCAAACAAGGCUGGGGAGUCAUGGAUGGGUGAGGGGUGUGAUGGAGGUUAUAAGGAUCAGAUGUGGUUUCAUAAUCUCAUUUAUUAAUAAAAUGACAGAUGCGUCGGAGUUGAUCCCCAAGGGGAAAAUGUGUUCAAGCAUUUUCAGUGUUCACGUGUUGACAUAAGAAUGUAUUCAAAAUGCUGUAAAAAUCAUUUGUAAAAUAAAAAAGUAAAAUGUUUUGAUGAUUGAGACGAUUUUUCAGUUAAAAAAACAAACAAAAAAACUCAAUAAAUGUUUGCCAGUAGUUUUACUAUGAGUUACAUUAUGGUGCUGUUAAUAGCUUCAA